AUGGCCAUUUUCUUUGGGGACACCCUUCCUCAAGAAUUUUUACUUCUUUAUCGCAUGAGGAAUUCCAUCCAGGACCUAUGUCACCCCCUCGCACUUGUGGGAGCGGCUUGUGAGCUUGAGCGUGACAGGUCAAUAAAACGCGAGGUCCGUCCCUUGGAGUCACAAUACAUGGAGCGACAAGACUUCGUUGCUCAAAUUGCGAAUGACGAUUUGGCAGCAGCAAUGCAGAAAGAACAGGUAGCGGACCUGCUCACCUUGCAUUUGAAAUGCAGCUUUCUGAUUGUGAAUCUGGAAGCGUCUAAGCGUCAAAUGAACAGAAUCAUGGAGCAACCGAUAGAGCUGCGAGCCAGCGACACAAUGACAGAUGUUCUAAGGAAGAAAGGCCUCUUUUGGAAUGGAGCCUGUGGAGAUUCGGGGCGUGACAACGACUCUAUCAUACCGGAACUUCACACUGAAAAAAGGUUAUACCAACGUCUCGUCCAAAUAUCAGACGAAUUUGACCAUAAGAUUGACAAUUGUCGACAAUCAAUGGAAGAUACGAUGGUGACCACACAAUUGAUGCUUAGUCGCGCUGCCCUCGGCGACACUCGAGUAACUACUGAGUUGUCGGUCGCAAUGAAGGAAGACAGCUCGCAAAUGCGGUGGAUAGCAUUCUUAACCAUGAUCUACCUACCGCUGACGAGUGUAGCAACCGUCUUCUCGCUGAACGUCUUCAAUUGA
This is a messenger RNA of Colletotrichum aenigma, 720 nucleotides long. RefSeq lists its product as uncharacterized. The coding region runs from base 1 to 720 and encodes 239 amino acids. The record is from RefSeq and is a predicted model, not a curated record. The transcript is spliced from 3 exons. NCBI's taxonomy places the organism in Eukaryota, Fungi, Ascomycota, Sordariomycetes, Glomerellales, Glomerellaceae.